UUCUAUUUCCAUUUUAAAGGAUUUUGAGAAGAAAAAUGACAGAAAAUCAAAGCAACUAAAAAAAUAUCAUUUAAAAUUCGUCCAUCGAUUAAACCAAAGACACGUUGGGUGGAGGAAUAUUUGAACCCUCCGCCAAGUAUUGAUUGAACGUCUCUUACCCAUCAAUCAUCUCCCGCGAGCCACCGUCGCCGUGAAGCCACCAUUGUCGCCUUCAACCACCGGGAGGUAUUGACUGUACUAUUGGAGGUAUUAUUCAUAUUCAUCCCUUUCAAUUUUUAUUUUUCAAACCCCAUUUUCUCCAAUUUACACUUGUAUGAUUCAACUCAACACUUCAAUAAUUUAUCAUAAUUCUUUCUUUCAAUUUUCACCAUAAUAAUCAUCAUGUUCAAGUUCAAUACUUUGUGCCACAAAACCCUCCUCUACCUCAAGCCCUUAACUUUCUCACCAACAUCCCAAAACCUAUUACCAUUUUCUCUCCAUUUCUGUACCAACACUUCCAAUUCAUCAUCAUUUGCAGUUUCAUACCUCAUUAACAAUUUUGGAUUCUCCCCACUAUUUGCAAACAAACUCUGCUCCACUUACAGUGUUAAGUUUAAGACUGCUCAAAACCCUGAUUCUGUUCUCGCAUUCUUUACAAACCUUGGUUUCUCAAAAACCCAAUUACACAACACGAUUACAAAGGCACCAUGGCUUCUUUCCUGCAACCCCAUCAAAAGGGUUUUGCCAAAGUUUCAAUUUUUUCUCUCCAAAGGUGCUUCUAACUCUGACAUUGUUAACCUUGUCAGUAUGAACCCUAUGGUGCUCUGUUCAAGUCUGGAGAAUCGAAUAGUCCCAACUUAUGAAUUAGCUUAUAGAUUCUUGCAAUCUCACAAGGACACUUUUGCUUGUGCAAAUACAAAUCCAACUUUCUUUGGAGACAGGCGUGUGGCAUCUAGCAUCAGAUUAUUGACUGAGAAUGGAGUGGCAGACUCAAACAUUGCUAGAUUGCUUAAGAACCGGUGUCGGGUAUUCUUCACACGUGACACGCUGAAGUUGGUGGAGGAAUUGAAGGAUUUGGGUUUUAAUCCUUCAAAAACAACUUUUGGUAUCGCAUUGCAUGCCAAAACAAGCAAAACCCUGUGGAAAGCGAAAGUCGACGCCUUUAAGAAAUGGGGAUGGUCUGAUGAAGAUGUUCUGGCAGCAUUUAGAAAGCAGCCUCAUUGUAUGUUAGUAUCCAUUAAUAAAAUUAAUUUAGUGAUGAGCUUUUGGGUCAAUCAGUUGGGUUGGGAUGCUAUGGCCAUUGUCAAAAAUGCGUCAGUUCUUUCGUUAAAUUUGGAAAAAAGGAUCAUUCCGAGGUCCGCAGUUGUACAAUAUCUUCUCGAUAAAGGUUUGAGAAAGAAGAAUGCAAGCUUAACUUGGCCAUUUUUAGUGCCUGAGAAGGUGUUUCUUGAUAUGUGUAUAAAACGUUUUGAGGAGUCUUCUUAUCUAUUAAAGUUGUAUGAGGAAAAACUCAAUCAUGCAUGCAUCAAGGACAAAACUUGCAUGUCAUGAUCAAAUAUUCAGGUACUAUGCUUGUAACUUAUCAUUGUUACCAAUUGCUUUUGCUACAUUGUUAUCCGUUGUCAACUGUCGCUCACUUUUUCUUUAUAAUCAUGCAAUUGCACAAAUUAGUGUCAAUGCCCUUUAAUUGAAAAAGGUAUUUGAUAAUGCUAAACAAGUUGUUGUCUGGCCAAAAGGAGUAUCAAAUGCCUGUGAUUCUAUUUUGAUGAACAUUCUUGAUUCUGAAAUCUGCUGAUUGAUUCUUUCAUCAACCACUCUUGCAAUGGAAUGUUUGAGUUAUGUCUGCCCAUCAGCAAACUUAGAAAGAAGUUUUCACAGUAGCUUGUAGUUGUAGCUUAGCUCCGGCCGUGUGUUUGAAGGCUAAUAUACAUCAGUUUUGUAUAAUCUGAAAGUGUUGUAGCUAAGCUAGUAGAAAAGCAGUCACAAAUCCAAUAUAAAUACUUUUUAAGUGAUUCUUUUUUUUCUUCUAUGUAGACAAGUAUCAUUUGUGAAUUUUCUUUGCAAAACCAACUAGUGAAACAAUAUGGUGAUGCCAAAUUUUGGAUAUUCUGAAA
Molecule: messenger RNA, 2093 nt
Organism: Cicer arietinum (chickpea)
Lineage: Eukaryota; Viridiplantae; Streptophyta; Magnoliopsida; Fabales; Fabaceae
Biological process (GO): regulation of DNA-templated transcription
Molecular function (GO): double-stranded DNA binding
Source: RefSeq, a predicted model, not a curated record